CUGCGCUCUAGGCCCGCACGCCCCGCCCCCACCCGGCGACCUGAGCGGAGGCAGCCCCGAGGGGCGCGGGCUCCAGACUCCAGACCCUCCGAGCCUGCCCCGCAUCCUGCGACCAGCGACCAGCGGAGCGCCAGCCUGGGGCGUGGGCGCCAGGUGGGCUUCCCGGAGGAUGAAGCAGGCCCUGGUGGACGAUACUGAGGAUGUGUCCCUGGACUUCGGUAACGAAGAGGAGCUGGCCUUCAGGAAAGCCAAGAUCAGGCACCCCCUGGCCACCUUUUUCCACCUGUUUUUCCGAGUGAGCGCCAUCGUCACCUACGUGUGCUGCGACUGGUUCAGCAGGAGCUUUGUGGGCUGCUUUGUCACUGUGCUUCUCCUGCUGUCCUUGGACUUCUGGUCUGUGAAGAACGUGACGGGCAGACUCAUGGUGGGCCUCCGCUGGUGGAACCAGAUAGACGAGGACGGGAAGAGCCACUGGGUGUUCGAAGCCAGGAAGGUCUCUCCAAACGCCAUGGCGGCCACGGAGGCGGAAGCCCGCAUCUUCUGGCUCGGCCUCAUCAUCUGCCCCGUGAUCUGGAUCGUCUUCUUCUUCAGCACCCUGUUCUCCCUGAAGCUGAAGUGGCUGGCUCUCGUGAUCGCUGGGAUUUCUCUCCAAGCUGCGAACCUGUAUGGCUACAUCCUCUGUAAGAUGGGAGGAGAGAGUGACCUCAGCAAAGUCACGGCCAGUUUUCUGUCCCAGACGGUAUUCCAGACGGUUUGCCCAGGUGACUUCCAGAAGCCUGGCCUUGAAGAGAUGCACCAGCGUUAGGCAGAAAUGACUUAAAAUGGGACUUUUUACUACCGAAAGAGCUUCCAACAGAGCAGAAUCCCACGGUCCUGCAGCUGUUUAUUUCUACGUGAAACAAGCCUUGGAGGGAAGGUUCGAGGAGGCGUUUUUAUUUUUAAAAUGGCACGUUUGUUUAAAAAAAAAAAAAAUGCCCUUUACAUAUGUUCUAAGGAAAAGUGUACAAACGUUAGAUGAUUAAAGUGUCUCUGAGAAAGUGA
This is a messenger RNA of Microcebus murinus (gray mouse lemur), 1041 nucleotides long. It is a transcript of the gene TVP23A, whose product is annotated as trans-golgi network vesicle protein 23 homolog A. Gene Ontology annotation, cellular component: Golgi membrane. Gene Ontology annotation, biological process: protein secretion; vesicle-mediated transport. The record is from RefSeq and is a predicted model, not a curated record. Lineage: Eukaryota; Metazoa; Chordata; Mammalia; Primates; Cheirogaleidae.